UUCUAAAUUGUGCAUAGACUGCCUCUGACCCCCGGGCUUUCGUCUUCGUCUGCAAUGCACCACAAAUCCCCCUGCCCGGUAGACAUAUCGACAUGGCAGAUCUGAACGGUCUUCAUUCACAUGCGAGUGUCCUAUUCACGCGCGAUGGAGGUUUGCACCCCCCUCCCGAGGUCCUCAAGAGCUGGCCGAAUCCGAACCACAUUAAUCCGGAAGAAAGAGGUUGGGCAGCGCCAAUUGUUUUACUGGUUGUCUUGGGAAUAACGUUCCUGGUAUACAUGGCCCGAAUAUGGGCGAGACUUGUGGUCGCAAAGAAUGCCGGCUUGGAUGAUUUACUCAUAAGCAUUGCAAUGCUACCGUUGUUGGGCCUGGCAAUAUCCGUUGUUCUUGCAAUCCGCGUAUAUGGCUUCCAAUGGCAUGUCUGGGACCAGAACGCUCAUUCUGUGGUUUCGAGUCGAGAGAUUGCCAUGUCCAUCGAACUAAACUACAUGAUAUCGACGACUUUGAUCAAAAUCUCGAUUCUUUGCUUUUACCGCCGAAUCACUGGAGGCCUUACGAAUACCUUCGUCUAUUGGGUAUGGGGAUCAAUCAUCUUCUGCGUCAUCUAUGGUAUCAUGUUCACAUUUCUUAUUGCAUUCAUUUGCUCUCCGAUAACUGGAUUCUUUCACCUUUACGACGUCCCGUGGCGGCUCACGCAUGAGUUGACUUGCUACAACGAAGGAGCAGUCAUUGUAGCUUGCGCCGCCAUCAGUACAGUACAGGACCUCGUCAUCUGCAUGUUACCCAUUUUCCUCAUCUGGAAUCUACGUAUACAAAGGCGUCAAAAAGUGGCAUUGUGUGGCAUCUUUGGCAUGGGAUUAACAACCUGUGUUUGCGGCAUCAUGCGCACUUACUACGCGACAUACAUAUACUAUUACACUUAUGACAUUACCUGGCAUGCGUAUCACGGCUGGAUUUGGACAGUGCUCGAGGCUGAGCUAGGCGUUAUAUGUGCGUCUGCGCCAGCUUUGAAGGUGUUCUUCCGCCGUUAUUUCAGCAAGAACUCGACGCGUAUUGGCUAUUCUGGGAACGACGACCCCAGAACACUUGCCCAUAUAUCACGAAUGCACGGCUAUGGCAGAGUAACACCUAUGCAUUCUACACAUUCAACAACCACGUCUCGGAUUGUCGCUAGCGGGUCGCAUGACGAGGAUGUACCUCUCGACGGAAUAAAGAUUAGCCAAGGGCUUGAUGUUCACGUUGAAUUAAGAGACGAUCAGAGCCAGACAAGCUACGCCAGUACGAAAAACCUCACAGCCCCACCAAUAUCGAAUCAGCCAGGGCGAAAGGGGAGGAAUGACUGGCUUGAGGGCUGCCGGACAGUUUGCAUUGCACUCAAGCCAGGAAGCAGAAGCGAUUCGAGAAGUCGGAGCCAUGAUAGAAACAUCAAGAGUGGCCUUUCGGAAGUUUGAUCGUCAUUCAUCAUCCUACGACCUUAGCUCGAAGGAUCUCGCGGUUAGAGCGAUUUCUGCACAGGAGCUAUGGCUAUCGUCGGUACCCCGGUACUCAUUACAACCAUCGGCCACGCACGGCUCGUAUCGUAUCUACCGUCGACUAUGGAUUGGCGUUCACUCGUCUCAUGAUGUUUUAUGGCUCAGCAGACGUACAAUCGUCACGAAUUCUCAAUGACAGGCGUUUUUAGAGGCACACCACACAUGCAUGAUAAAUCACACGUCAGGAUUUUCAAUGUAUGUGUAGGAAAAGGACAAAGGAUAUACCCGUUUUUUUAUGGCGUUUGGGAACGUAUCAUUUUGGAAGAUACCACUAGGAGAAGUUGAUGACGGCGUUGGAAUUCGAUAAAAUAUUGAACCACUGAAUAUAUAAAGACACUUACGACCC
Cucurbitaria berberidis CBS 394.84 is the source of this 1875-nucleotide messenger RNA. RefSeq lists its product as uncharacterized. The transcript has 5 exons. The coding region runs from base 93 to 1448 and encodes 451 amino acids. NCBI's taxonomy places the organism in Eukaryota, Fungi, Ascomycota, Dothideomycetes, Pleosporales, Cucurbitariaceae. The record is from RefSeq and is a predicted model, not a curated record.